Staurois parvus is the source of this 579-nucleotide messenger RNA. NCBI's taxonomy places the organism in Eukaryota, Metazoa, Chordata, Amphibia, Anura, Ranidae. The record is from the annotation of a GenBank genome assembly.
AAACGUUACUUAGGGCCACAGAAUUGUUACUUAGGGACAGACACAGAAUUGUUACUUAGGGACACAGAAUUGUUACUGAGGGACACAGAAUUGUUACUGAGGGCCACAGAACCGUUACUUAGGGCCACAGAAUCGUUACUUAGGGCCACAGAAACGUUACUUAGGGACACAGAAUUGUUACUCAGGGACACAGAAUUGUUACUGAGGGACACAGAAUUGUUACUGAGGGACACAGAGAAUUGUUACUCAGGGACACAGAAUUGUUACUCAGGGACACACAGAAAUUGUUACUGAGGGACACAGAAUUGUUACUCAGGAACACAGAAUUGUUACUGAGGGACACACAGAAUUGUUACUGAGGGACACAGAAUUGUUACUCAGGGACACAGAAUUGUUACUCAGGGACACACAGAAUUGUUACUGAGGGACACAGAAUUGUUACUGAGGGACACAGAAUUGUUACUGAGGGGACACAGAAUUGUUACUGAGGGACACAGAAUUGUUACUCAGGGACAGACACAGAAUUGUUACUGGGGACACAGAAUUGUUACUGAGGGACACAGAAUUGUUACUGAGGGA